AUGGCGACGGUCCCGACGAAGAAGAAGAAGAAGAAUAAGAAGAGCGCGCGCGAUGCGGGCGACGCCGCGUCGAUGCUCGCGAUGCACGGCGCGAAGUUCAUGUCGAUGUUCGACGACGCGGACGACGACGCGGCGGCGCGUCCGAGGAAUGAGAAGAAGCGGAAGCGCGCGAUGUCGGCGGGCGACGACGACGCGGGCGACGACGACGACGACGACGACGACGCGCUCGACGGCGGCGACGAUGGGGGCGCGAAGACGAAGACGAAGACGAAGACGAAGACGACGAAGGGCGACGGCGACGGCGACGGCGACGACGACGACGCCGCGCGCGUGCGGACCGCCGCGCGCGCGUCGUCGUCGUCGUCGACGAGAGCGAAAGACGCCGCCGCCGCCGCCGCCGUCGAGACCGUCGUCUUCGGCGGCGACCGCCCGAACGCGCACGCGUCGCGCUCGCAAGCGUCCGCGUCCGGCCACGUCGUCGGCGUGAGCCGCGCGAAGAAGCUCUUCAUGUCCGACAAGGUUGGCCUCGUGCACGAGGUGGCGUCCAAUCCUAAUCGCGGCGGCAGACCGGAGGCGGCGGCGGCGGCGGCGUCGGCGACGACCAAGUCGGGGAAAAACUCGGAGAUGGAGAACUCGGAGAUGGGCCGAGUCGAGGGCCUCACCGGCGCGUCGCUGAACGACAUGCGACGCAAGGUGCAAAACUUCGGCGCGCAGGGGCUGAACAAGUGGGACCGCAGGGCGCUCGACGCGCGACAGAAGACGGAGAACAACCAAAAGGCGGAGCGAGGCGUUCGGAUCCCGAUGCACAUCGGCGUCGGGAUGUGGAAGAAGAACGAGGAGCGCGAGGAGGCGAAGCGCCAGGAGGAUUUCGAGGCGGGCGGGCGGCUGAUGAAGAAGAAGCGCGGCUUGAGGAAGGCGGACAGCGCGGAGGCCAAGGCGAAGGAAGGGCGGGACCGCGGCCUCGCGUGGGGCGCGGGGAGCUUCAGAGGCGGCGUGCUGACGUUGAAGAAAUCCGACGUGCAAAAGGAGAGCGAGCGGUUGAACACGAAGAUCAUGCUCGGCGGCGGGAAGCUCGCGGGGGGCGACCGGCCGCGCGGAGGCGGCAAGGGCGGGAAGAAGAGCAAGGGGGGAAGCUCGAGCUCGCGGGGGGGGAAGAGAGGGAAGCGGUGA
This is a messenger RNA of Micromonas pusilla CCMP1545, 1170 nucleotides long. RefSeq lists its product as uncharacterized. The record is from RefSeq and is a predicted model, not a curated record. NCBI's taxonomy places the organism in Eukaryota, Viridiplantae, Chlorophyta, Mamiellophyceae, Mamiellales, Mamiellaceae. The transcript is spliced from 2 exons. Bases 1 to 1170 code for a protein of 389 amino acids. Gene Ontology annotation, biological process: maturation of SSU-rRNA from tricistronic rRNA transcript (SSU-rRNA, 5.8S rRNA, LSU-rRNA). Gene Ontology annotation, cellular component: nucleolus.